AACCAGUCUAACAACAAAAUCACUUGCGGCAUAUGUUUCCGACUCGCAAGUUUUAAAUAAAUAGUAUUUUCUGGUAUUUUGUGGUUACAAUAUAUACCUUAGGCUCUAUUCGAGCCAACAGAACAAGGAUAUUCAAUAGCAGAUAGGAAGUUUGAACUAUAGCAAAGAUGGCUGAAACUACAGAAGUUCCAACCAGCUCUCCUACUGACCUUCUUGCUGCUGGCCGCCGCGAUCUGGCUGUUCGGGAGUACACUUCUGCAGUUGAAAGUCUGGCAAAGGCUUGUGAAUUACUUGCUAAGGAACAUGGUGACACUGCAGAUGAAUGUGCUGAGGCUUAUUUAUGGUAUGGAAAAGCUCUACUUGGAUUAUCAAGGGAAGAAAGUGGUGUCCUUGGGGAUGGAAUGCCAGGAACAAAGAAUGGUGAUGAGGAAGAAGGUGACAGUGAAGAACAGGAGGAAAAUGCUGAUGUAGUACCAGAAAAAGAUGAAAAAGGUCAAGGAGAUGAGGCUGAAGCUAUGGAUUCGGAGCAAACAGUUGAAUCAACAAGUCAAGAGGAAGCUUCAUCUUCAAAGGACAUGGAACAACCUGGUACAUCAAAUGGUGAUGUAAAUGAUGAAUCAAUGGCAAAUUUGGACAAUGAAGAUGAUGUAGAUAAUCUUCAGCUUGCUUGGGAAAUGUUAGAUCUUGCACGAAGCAUAUUGGACCGCCGUGCGCAGUCAAACGCAGAGGGCGCUCGCUCUCUGUUAGCAGAUGUACACCUCACGUUAGGAGAAGUUGCAUUGGAAAGUGAGACAUAUGACAAGGCCGUCAUUGAUAUGAUGAGCUGUUUGGAGAUUCAAAAGGAGCUGUACUCGAGUGACGAUCGACGCAUCGCAGAAACUCAUUAUCAAAUUGGUCUGGCCAAUUCUCUGGCCUCGAACUUUGAAGACGCCAUAACGCACUUUAAAAAUGCAGCGAACAUUCUAGAAUCUCGUAUUAAGUCACUAGAGGGUCCGGAACCCACUGACGCAGCGCAAGCCGAGAUCAAAGAGCUGAAGGAACUAUUACCCGAGAUACAAGACAAGAUUCAAGACAUGAUGGAGUACAAGGCAGAGACCAUAAGAAGGGUGCGAGAAGCCCUGUUCCCAUCGAAUGGUGCAACAUCAUCACAGAGCAACGGAGCCAGCUCAUCAUCAGAUGCCAAGAAACCGGCCGCGUCAGACAUUUCCCACCUUAUCAAGAGAAAACGUAAACCUAGCGAAAGUGAGGAACCAGCAUCGAAGAAAAAGAGCACAUAAAAACAGAACUCAACCACUAAAAAUGGACUUGACAAGUUAGACAUUAACUCUUCUAUAUAUAAAGAAAUUGCUUUCGAAAAAUCAAAAAAGAUUCAUAAAAAUUGGUUAACAUCUCAAUUGAAACGUUUGUUACGUCUGACCUUAAUAAUAACAAUAUUCGUAUAUAAAUGUUAAUUGCGUUUUUAUAGUACAUUUUUAGCAAUUCUACACAGUUCAUCAUAAAAUUCUAUUAAUAUUGUCUUUCAAGGGUUUGAGGUUGUGUAUAUUUUGACUUUUGUUUAAACGCAAUUCGCCCUAUUAGUGAAAAAAAUUAUUAGGUACUCGGUCGCGACCUCGAACUCUCGAAUGAUUAGGUCAAUCUCAUGGCCAAGACCGCGCGAUUUAUACUAAAAUUAAUUAGCUAAUUUAAAAAAAAUAUUGUAAUACAAUUCAAUACAGAAUUAAGAUAGCAUUGUUUUGAGGAGAGGACAGGUAUACAUUUUUCAUGUUAUUUUGUAAUUAUUUACUAGAAUAUAAGUAUUGCGCAAUUGACUUAUCUUACAACCUCCGAAAUUCAGUUAAAUUUUCUUGAUUUUUUUUUUAGUAAUUUAAAUGACUGACUGAUACAGAUAUUAAACGAGGGCCUAUGUAUUCUGUAUUAAUUUAAUAUUAAAAGCAACAGAUGUUGAUCAACUGAUUGUUAAAUAUAUAAUAAUAGUGAAUUAUUAUUCUAAAAUUGUUUGGAAGUAUUUAAUAUUUUGCCAUAAAUAAAUUCUUAUUUGAAUACAAAUAACUAAGGUUUUUAUGAAGACUUGACGUUUCCACGGACGAAUAAACAUUUCAGACUAAUUUGUAUUGUAAAAUUGUGUUUUUUAUUUUCUCUCCUAAUUAUAUUAAUAUUAACCGUAAUAUGUAAAAAUAUUUGAUUAUAUAUGAGUUUUUAACUUCCUUCAUAAUGCCUUAACCUUACUUUAUAUUAAUCUCAUUUGAUCGUAUUUUUUUCUGUAAAAUCAGAGUGUUGACUCAGAGUAGACCGAUCAAAUUUCAUAGCAGAUCUAUCUUUGGCUAAAAUUUCAUUGAACCACUAUAAAUAGUAUAAAAGUAAUAGAUUAUAAUUUAUGUAAAUGAUUUAAGAUAAUAAAGUAUGAAGCUAU
This is a messenger RNA of Pieris brassicae (large cabbage white), 2410 nucleotides long. RefSeq names its product protein HGV2 (gene Nasp). Gene Ontology annotation, molecular function: histone binding. Gene Ontology annotation, biological process: CENP-A containing chromatin assembly; DNA replication-dependent chromatin assembly. Gene Ontology annotation, cellular component: nucleoplasm. The coding region runs from base 168 to 1277 and encodes 369 amino acids. The record is from RefSeq and is a predicted model, not a curated record. NCBI's taxonomy places the organism in Eukaryota, Metazoa, Arthropoda, Insecta, Lepidoptera, Pieridae. The transcript has 9 exons.